Messenger RNA from Orbicella faveolata, 3585 nucleotides. RefSeq lists its product as uncharacterized. The record is from RefSeq and is a predicted model, not a curated record. Gene Ontology annotation, cellular component: cytoplasm; nucleus. Gene Ontology annotation, molecular function: protein dimerization activity; transcription regulator activity. Gene Ontology annotation, biological process: cell differentiation; negative regulation of transcription by RNA polymerase II; circadian regulation of gene expression. Lineage: Eukaryota; Metazoa; Cnidaria; Anthozoa; Scleractinia; Merulinidae.
UCUUCUUUUAAACACAAGCCGUAGGUGAAACUGCCACAGAAAAAAAUACCAAAAUAACCGCUAACAGCCAGCAGCGGGCAAUGUAUACAUCACGAAACUGCGCCACUUUGUUACUGACAAAAACACUUGUUUGAUACACUUUUCCCGCUGUUCCUUUCAUAAACAAAGUCUAAUUUCCAUUCUCAUUGGCUGCAGUUAUAAUUUGCGUGUUAUUUUAUAUCGAUGCGCUUUGAAGACAGGCUAUUUAUUACCGCAUAAAGCAACACAACUCAAUUUAAUCGUCACAUUAAUUUCACGCGUUCGAAAUGCUAAAAAAAGAUUUUGGGAUUUCAGUUCAAAAUCCUCGAGAUUCGGCGAAACGGGUUGAAGAAACCGGGGUGGCCGUAAUUAAACUCCACUUUGUCUUUUAGCGGGCUUUUAAAUUUAAAGUGUUUUCUCUUUAUCAAGACAUAAAAAUGUCAUUAUUUCGGCAAAAAAGGCAAACUGCAACAUAGGAACUUCACAACAGAACGCCACUUAAUUGAAUUAUACGAGAAAUAGAAAAUACGGAGAGAAUCACCGAAAUAGUUACAAAAUACCGGCGAAAUUAAGUUAAACGCCGGAUUUUUUGAGGGAAAUCGAAAAAAGUCGACAUUACAUUGAAGUAAAAUAUUUAAGGGUCUUCAACAAGAGCUCUUUCACCGUUUUGUCGAGCAAUACAACCACCCGAAGAAGCGAGUAAACUGGUUCUUUCUUGUUGCUAUCUGAGCUAGCAGGCAUUUAAAUGCAGCUGGACUAAAACCACGUGUUUCAAAACUGUAGCAAAAUAAAAGUGCUGUUGUAAAAAAAAAAAUACGCUCGACUUUCUCGACAAACGGAACACAGGAAUACUCGAGAGGCUUACGGAACACGCGGUCAACAUUAUCUUUUAGAUUUUAAACUGGUUCCUCUGGGUUUUCAGUAUGGACUAAGCAAUUUCAAAAAAACAGCAAAACAGCUGUACUGACAUAUAUGUAGAUCUGCUAGCAUAUUCGACCACGGAGUGAAAGGAGAGCUUAUGAAAGUUUAAUUUUAGCAAGCAAUUUGCUCUGGCUAUUCCCAUGUUAAUAUUUUUUCUUCUCGAAAUUGAAAGCGAGAAAGCUAUGGAAACGAAAGUUCGCCCAUGUCAAUGUGCCGAAUAGAAUAAAAACUAGAAGUGUUUCUCUGGCUCCAGGUAACGUUCAACUGCUGAAUGGAAUCUCAACACAGCUACCACAUUUCUCUUUCAAUUCUUUCCAACGAUUCUUAUCUUUUCAUAAACCCACACGAAGCUUUGGACUUCUUAAGGUAACGCAAUGCUUUCGCCACAGAAAACGACCUCAAAACUGCCCUUCACCCGUGUGAGGGUUUCGCAAAACUCGAAACAGAAAAAAAAACCCAAGAAACGAAAAAAAAUUUCUCUUAACUUCAUUAACUACCGUACCAGUAGUUCGGUAGUGUGAUGUCCUCGAAGCUGAUUGGUCGCCACGCAGAGACAUUUAAUUGUUAACCGGGUGAACGCGCGAUGUGAUUGGUGAAAGACAGUUGUGUUUAUGAUUCAUUGUCUUGCCGGCCGUUACAGGUGAAUUGUGCUAUUGUAAUGUUGGUAAUUUAUAGUUAGCGCCAGAAAGGAGGGCCUUUCACUCAUUCGCUUGUGAGUGAAACAACGGCCGCACAAGAAAUACGCUACUGCGCUUGAAAAAAUCACCGACGAAAUUCUAGAGUCCUGCAGAUUUCGUAAAAUGUUUAGCAGUGGGAGCAGCGAAGAAAAACAACUACAGGACUCAAGAAGUCGCGAGAUUAAGAAAUGCGUUCGAAACUACAAGAAGCAGAUGAAGUCGCUGGAAUAUUCACGGCUACGAUCACUUGUUCCAUCCACAGCAUCAAGGCCUCGUGUUUCUAAGAUCGAAGUUAUCGAAGAAGCGAUCAAAUAUAUCGCAUAUCUCCAGGCUACGCUGAGUUCGCGUUUUGAAGAACCCAACGAAAACAACGACGGCGAAGGAACCGGGCAGCGGACAGACAGCGAGAGACGACCAAAAGUACUCAGGCAAAAAAGACAACGUUUAGCUUCAUAUAUGAUUAAAACCCAGAGACACACUCUUCCAGCGCGCCGAAAAUUUUCAAGAAGAAAGAACACAGAGCCCGAGCAGCCGAGAUAGAUUGGAAAAAUUCGCGCAUGCAAGGACACACCGAAGAAUUAAAGUCGCAGGAAAAAUAGAGAACUGUGCUACAGACCUGCAAAUUCAGUUGCGAUCGACUAAUCUUUCACUGCUCAGUCGUUCACUUUGACGAUGUUGUCCCGAUUGAUUUAAAGUUUAACAUUAGAAUUUAUGUAGAGAAAACCAGUCAAAUUCGAAUAUAUAGGAAGCCCGUGAGCUGUAAACGAGCACGCGCGCCUCUGAGUGUGUGUGUGACAGAGAAAAGGAAAAAAACAAAUGAAAUAGUUUGCUAAGCUUGAGCAACCCAACAAGGUUUUGUAAAUAUCCAGAAAUUGCUGUGAGUGUGUUUAAACGUCCUUUACAGAAAGCAAAGCCGGUGAAAGCUCUUUUUCACGUACGCUGCGGCUAUUCAGGCCAAAUUAAAUGCGUAUCUGACGAAAAUGAAACACGGGACCACGCGCUGGAGAAAAAAAGGGCAAGUUUUUACAUAAAUCAAAACUCCUUGCUCAGAUACCGGUGUCUUAAAUCUGAAGGAUGAUUUAGUUAGAGAGACAUGGAUCUUUCCGCCCUAGAAUUUAUCAAAACGACUUCUUUUAUCUCGUUUUUUGAAAGGUUGGAACCCCUUUUUGAAGUCAACUACUUCCUUCAGCGAGUUGAAAGCGGGUGUUUCGUUUCAAACUCCGCAAUCAGCUCAAAUCGUCCGUCUUGACUUUCUCUUUCUAAAAGGAAGACUCUAGCAAGGAUGUGCACUGAAGCGUUAAAUCGAAAAUUAGCUGGCAAAUGGUCCAGUCCUAAUUAAUCGAAAUAAAGGAAGAGGGAGUGUAAUAAAACGGUUUUUAACAAAGCACUCAGGAAAUAACAAUAAAUCUUACGAAGGAAGUUCAGCCCAUUUUUUCUUGACUUCAAGUGAAGCCGAACAGAAAAUGCUGCUAAGGAAGAAAAAUGUACCUGCAUUUAUAUCAAAGGCGAAUAAAACUAACAAAAUAGAGACAGUGGCGUCUGUUUUUGUUCUAUUACAAUUUCUCCCUAGUCACUGAAUUUUUUCCUUCUAGCAAGGGCUCUCGCUUUUCACUAACACAGUAAUUCAGCGUUCUCUUCCCAGACAGUCUAUAUUUUGUCAUUAUCUCUUCCAUAUUUUACGUUCCUGUUUGACGUUUUUACUUUCGCAAUUCUCGCCGCUCUAAGUUCUCUGAUCUUUAAACUCCCAGAAGUGGUAAAAUCAAGAAUAAGAAGAGUCCCAAGCGCCUAAAAAGCUAACAGAACCACAUGAAAGUACUGCUUGAUGGCAGUUAUCCGUUGAAUAGUCCGUCGCAAGCACUGGAGAAUUUCAACUACAACCACACCGACUAACUUGAGGUUUAAAGAGUCAAGGCACACAAGUACACGAGUCACAAACUCAGUUGCAAACGCCAAAAAAAAAAAAAAAAAA